AACAACAACCACCUCUCUAAUCCAACUCCCGUUCCCUCUUGUUUCUCAACACACGUAUCAUAAAAACCAAAAAAGCAAAAUCAAAGACAACUGAUCGCCCCCCUUUCAUUUUAUGUCCGAGAAGUGUCUCCGAAGACGGCUUCCCAGAUGCCGGCGACCACGGCUACCACAUCCGUCGUCCUCCCCACGCCUACAGACGCCUCCCCCACAUCGCCGAUCGUUGAAAAAGUCGUCCAAGUGCGGCAAGAUCCUGAAACGAUCUGCAUCGGAGCCGUGUCUUUGGAGCAGUUUCACUGAAGAUCAACAAACAAGGAGUGGUUUCUUGGGGUCUGAAACGGAGGAAGGCCCUUUAUUCAGGCCUCAAACUUGUACGGACGUCUUCGCUUCGUCUCCUUCUUUGUCGGCUCUUUGCUCCCCUUCUUCUUCUCUAAGACUGGGUUUCGAGUUUGGGACGCAUGUUUACAACAAAGAUGCUAAGGUUGUAAUCAAUGUAUCAGUUGAAGGAAGUCCAGGACCGGUUCGGACCAUGGUCAAAUUGGGGUCCAGUGUCGAUGACACUAUAAAGCUUGUCGUGAACAAGUAUGUUGAAGAAGGGAGAACUCCUAAGCUUGAUUCUAGUUCAGGGCUCGAAUUGCAUCAUUCUUAUUUUAGCCUUCAAAGCUUGGACAAAUCAAUGUCAAUUGGGGAUGCUGGUAGCCGAAGCUUUUAUCUUAGAAAGAAUAGCAGUGGCCAUAGUAGCAAUGGUGCAUCUUUUGUAUCGGAAAUCAAUCCGCCGAGACCGAAUUCUCCUCCUGCCGUUCCGCAUCCAGCGUAUUUGGUUCCGGGUUUCGUUGCUCGAAAACUCAGCAAAAUCGUGAGAAGAACGCGUCGGCUCUGGAAAUUCUUGGUUUGCUUGAAAUGAUCAGGAUAUUAGAGUAAGACAACCUUAAUCAGUCAUACUAUACUACUUGAUUAUCAUGU
Hibiscus syriacus is the source of this 960-nucleotide messenger RNA. RefSeq lists its product as uncharacterized. The transcript is spliced from 3 exons. NCBI's taxonomy places the organism in Eukaryota, Viridiplantae, Streptophyta, Magnoliopsida, Malvales, Malvaceae. The record is from RefSeq and is a predicted model, not a curated record. Bases 113 to 901 code for a protein of 262 amino acids.